AUGAGUCGGAAUGUCGACAAAGCUAACUCCGUGUUGGUUCGAUAUCAGGAGUUAGAAGCGGAGAUAUCUGGUGGCUAUAAGGAUUACUCGAGAUAUAAGAGACCGACGAAGAUAGCCUCCGUCAAAAAACUAGAUGAGGCUCUCGAGUGGAGAAAACAGGUCAUAAGUGAUAUAAAGAACGACUCGACAAGAAUUUACGAUCCAUCUCUCAACGACUUUCAGCUCACGGAACUGAAUGAUGAACUCAAUGAUUUAUUCAAGGAAAAGACCAGAUGGGAUUGGCAUAUAACACAAUUGCCAGGAGGUAAGAACCUCGCUAGAAGGAAACGAGACGACAUAGUGAGCGGCAAAGUUAUUGCAGGUAAACGGUAUUUUGGUAGGGCUGUGGAGCUUCCGGAGGUGCAAGAGCUAAUCAAGCAGCAACAAGCCGCAAGGGACUCAAAUAAGAUAGGAAAGGGUAUUGUAGAUGUGGGAAGGAUUCCAAAGAGUACCAAAAACAUAUAUUAUGGUAUAAAUUGUGAGCAAAAUAAUGAAUUGAAGGAAUUUGAAUCACAGUGGACAGAUUUACUCAGGGAAAAGUAUGGUAGUAAUCUCAGGAGCAGAUUGGGGGUUAGGAAGAAUAUAUUAGAAUCAGAUGUGACAGUACCGACAAUUGGAGAUGUGGAACAUUGGCUGGUAGAAAGAAGAAAAAAAAAACUUUUGGAUGAGUUGAACCUAUGA
Molecule: messenger RNA, 720 nt
Organism: Zygotorulaspora mrakii
Lineage: Eukaryota; Fungi; Ascomycota; Saccharomycetes; Saccharomycetales; Saccharomycetaceae
Gene: ISY1
Product: Isy1p
Exons: 1
Coding region: 1-720 (239 amino acids)
Biological process (GO): mRNA 3'-splice site recognition; generation of catalytic spliceosome for second transesterification step
Cellular component (GO): post-spliceosomal complex; Prp19 complex; catalytic step 2 spliceosome
Source: RefSeq, a predicted model, not a curated record